Messenger RNA from Amblyraja radiata (thorny skate), 1004 nucleotides. Its product is annotated as diablo homolog, mitochondrial. Gene Ontology annotation, biological process: neuron apoptotic process; intrinsic apoptotic signaling pathway in response to oxidative stress. The record is from RefSeq and is a predicted model, not a curated record. The transcript is spliced from 6 exons. Gene Ontology annotation, cellular component: mitochondrion. Lineage: Eukaryota; Metazoa; Chordata; Chondrichthyes; Rajiformes; Rajidae. The coding region runs from base 26 to 742 and encodes 238 amino acids.
GUGACGUCGCACGCAACGGAGACAAAUGGCCGCGUCGUUCCGCGCGCUGUUGCGUCGCUGCAGCCGUUGGAGCAGGUGCUUCCCCUCGGCCUUGUCCCACGGCAGGAUCCCCGCUGGAAGGUGGCAGCAAGUGGCGCUGGGGCUGGGAGCAACGCUGGCCGCUGUCCCCGUUGUCCAGCAUCAACCUACAUCUCUCAAUCAUGAAGAUUUAAUUAAACGGGCAGUGUCAUUGGUUACGGAUGGUGCCAAUACCUUUCUGUCACAAACUACUCUCGCACUAAGUGAUGCUUUAAUAGAAUAUACUAAGGCAAUCUACAUUCUGAUCUCCCUUCAAAAGAGGUAUAAUGGUCUAAGUGGUCAGAUAAGUGAAAAGGAAGAAGGUGCUAUUUGGCAGAUCAUAAUCGAAGCUCGUGUUAAGGUGAAGGAGAAGCAGGAGAAGUAUCUCAGCUUUGAGACCAAGUGGAUGACCGCAGUCCACCUGUCCGAAAUGGCAGCAGGGGCUGCGUAUCAAACAGGUGCAGAUCUGGCCUCAGUGGCUAUGCACACACACAUCCAGAUGGCACAGAGUCAGGUGGGUGAGGUAAAACAAUUGGCCCUGCAAGCUGAGGAUAAAUUGGCUGAAGUUCAGGUGGAAGAAAUUAAUCUAAAGGGGAAAGAGGCUUCAGUUAAAGGCACACAGCGGACUGCAAUACAACCAACAAAUGAUGAGGAAAUACCUGAACAGUACCUGCGGGAAGACUAAUUCGUAAUUAAUAAUUUUAUAUGACUUUAAUGAUUUCAACCCUUUAGAAUCAAAUGGACUGUGGAAUUGUAUGCUUAAGUUAACUGGUGUGCUAACAUUUGUAAAUUGUACCAAUAAUUUUGUACUAGGUCAUUUUUGUUGAAACAUUACUAAUUGUCCAUUAAUAAUAAUUCUUCCUAUCUUUUUAUAAAAUGUUGUAGAUAUUAUGUGAAUGAGCUAUUCUAUCGUGUAUAAUAAAUAUAUAACCCAUGGAUUUAACAAA